Dendrobium catenatum is the source of this 912-nucleotide messenger RNA. RefSeq lists its product as uncharacterized. The record is from RefSeq and is a predicted model, not a curated record. Lineage: Eukaryota; Viridiplantae; Streptophyta; Magnoliopsida; Asparagales; Orchidaceae.
ACAAAAAAAAAAAAAAAAAAGAAUUGUAUUGUAGGCUCGAUUGAUUUACACCAUGGAGAGAUGAGCAAGCGAGGAGGGAAACCGAAAAGCAGCGGGUCGGCGUCGCCGACAUCAUCGCCUGCGCCGGCGAAAUGCGAUGCGCUGCAGCGCGCUCUAAUCGAGUGCCAUCAUCGCAUUCAAGACGAACUGCAGCGCUCAAUCGCUUGCCGUCAUCUGAACCGUUCGCUUGCAGAGUGCCUUUUGUCUGCGUCCUGCCCGGAGGAAGCUGAGGCUGUUCGAUCGUUGUGCUCGAGAGGCACCUCCCUCAAGAGAUCUCAGUGCCGCGAUGCCCAACUUUCCCUCUCUGUCUGCCUCGCAUCUCGCCAGGAGCCCGAUUAGGAAAAUCCUAACCCUAACCAUUUUGCUACCGCGCUGAGAAAGGUUUCAUCAUGACAAAGAAGAGGUGUGGAAGAUAUCAAUGGGAUCUCGUUAGCUACGGGAUGGCUAGUGUGUGAAUCCCCGCUCUCGACAAUGAAGAAGAGAUACGGAAGAUGAGAUGGGAUUUGGCAAAUGAUCGGACCGACGAUGUGUGAAGAUUGGCAACAAAGAAGAUAUGAGGAAGUCAUGAGUGGAACUUGUAUAGGAGCACCAGGGAAGAGCAUUGAUGGGACUGAAGAGCUUGCAAAUCUCAUUGAGGAGUGACCGGGACAAGCUUUGACAAGACCAAACAACCUAUGAAGGGGAAGCUUUGAUGGAAAUUAAGCUAAGUGAUGAUUAUGUUUUUUUAUUCUUAUUUGAAGUCUCAAGUGUUAGAUGAGUAAAUUAUAAAGUUUGGUUGUUAAAUAUGUAAAUAGGAUAAUUUUAAGUAUUAUACAUAUGUAAAUCAUCCUAUCUUUAGUUAACAAUUGUGUAAAUAACAUUUCAGUUAGAUUU